AACAAUUAACAAAGAUCCAUUUCGAUCAUUAUCUGAUUAGUGAAUUCCGGAGAUGGAUCAGCCAAAGAAAGUUGCCGAUAGGUAUCUGAAGCGUGAGGUUCUUGGACAAGGUACUUAUGGAGUCGUCUUCAAGGCUACUGAUACUAAGGUGUCUCUUCCUAGGAACAAUUUUGUUGAAUCUGAUAGCUCUAAGAAUGGAGAAACUGUAGCGAUCAAGAAAAUAAGACUUGGUAAAGAGAAAGAAGGUGUGAAUGUAACAGCUCUGAGAGAAAUCAAAUUACUUAAAGAGCUUAAGCAUCCACAUAUAAUUGAGUUGAUUGAUGCAUUUCCUCACAAGGAGAACUUGCACAUUGUGUUUGAGUUCAUGGAGACUGAUCUCGAAGCAGUUAUUCGCGAUCCUAAUCUGUUUCUUUCGCCCGGUGAUGUCAAAUCUUACCUCCAAAUGAUAUUGAAAGGUCUUGAAUAUUGCCAUGACAAAUGGGUUUUGCACAGAGAUAUGAAGCCAAACAACUUGUUAAUAGGACCCAAUGGACAACUGAAACUUGCAGAUUUUGGGUUAGCUCGUAUAUUUGGUAGCCCUGGUCGUAAGUUUACCCACCAGGGAAACAGUGAUAUUGAUCAAUUAAGCAAAAUAUUUGCUGCCUUUGGGACUCCAAAAGUAGAUCAAUGGCCCGAUAUGAUCUGCCUUCCUGAUUAUGUAGAGUAUCAAUUUGUCCCUGCGCCUGCUUUACGUUCUUUACUCCCAACGGUUAGUGAGGAUGCUUUAGAUUUGUUGUCAAAGAUGUUUACCUAUGACCCCAAGUCUAGAAUAACGAUUCAGCAGGCUCUACAACACAGGUACUUCACAUCUGCACCUUCGCCUACUGACCCUUUAAAGCUCCCAAGACCAGUUCGCAAGCAGGACGCUAAGUCAUCUGACAGUAAACACGAAGCCAUUAAAGUGUUGUCACCAGCACAUAAGCUUAGAAGAGUGAUGCCUGACCGAGGAAAGUCUGCUAAUGGUUUCAAGGACCAGAGUGUUGAUGUCAUGAGACAAGCUAGCCAUGAUGGACAAGCACCGAUGUCUUUAGAUUUCACCAUCCUAGCCGAGCGGCCUCCUAACCGACCAACCAUCACCAGCGCGGAUAGAUCUCAUCUGAAGAGGAAACUUGAUCUCGAGUUCCUGUAGGAUAUAGCGUAACAGGCUUCUUCUUGACGUCGUUCUUCAGUUCCUAUAGCCUAUAGGAUCUCUAGUUACAGGCUCUUACUGGUUUGUUCCUGAAAUUUGUCAUAUUACAACUAGUGAUGAAUAGUGUGAAUCAUUCUUUCUGUUUACAAUAAAAUAUAAAGCACAGA
Molecule: messenger RNA, 1335 nt
Organism: Arabidopsis arenosa
Lineage: Eukaryota; Viridiplantae; Streptophyta; Magnoliopsida; Brassicales; Brassicaceae
Source: the annotation of a GenBank genome assembly